Messenger RNA from Camellia sinensis, 2200 nucleotides. Its product is annotated as amino acid transporter AVT1E. Gene Ontology annotation, cellular component: vacuolar membrane. The record is from RefSeq and is a predicted model, not a curated record. NCBI's taxonomy places the organism in Eukaryota, Viridiplantae, Streptophyta, Magnoliopsida, Ericales, Theaceae. Gene Ontology annotation, biological process: amino acid transmembrane transport. Gene Ontology annotation, molecular function: L-amino acid transmembrane transporter activity.
UAAGCUUGAUUGUCAAACAAAAGCGCAAAUCACGAACAAUAAUCUCAAAGCAGACAAUGUCACAAUAACAUGCAGAGAAGAUCACGAGAUGUGCGUGUUCAUCAAUCAUCGUGAAAACUUACAUAGACUACAUAUAUAAAUAAAUCAAAAAAAUAUAUAUAUAUAUAUAUACAUUGAAUCAAAUACGAUGAACAAGGACGAGGAUUUCGGGCCGGAUCGAAGGAUCGAGUUUGAAACCGAUGACGAAGAAAACCAGGCCGAAAGGGAUUGUGAGAACAACGACGACGACGACGACGACACUGAUUCCGAUGGCAUUGUUCCUUCUCCAACCCCUUCAAAUUCUAACAUCAUUGAAACCUUAUGGCCUCAAAGUUUCAGGCAGUCCAUGGAUUUGUACACAAGCCUGACUUCACCCUCUGUUAGCUUAAUAACUGGGACAAGUUUGACGAGAAUAAGCGCCUCCUUCUUGACUUCAUUCCACAAGAAAUCUCAGACUUCAGGGCCUGACUCUUCUGUCAAUAAACCCCUCAUUUCUGUGUCAAGCUUGGACUCGGAAGAAGUGCCUACCUCGUACCUCCCUGAAAAGUUAUCUGCUACUUCCCAUCUGUCAGGGUUUCCUAGUAAUGAAUUGCCUCCCCCACAGCAGCAGUGUUCUUAUGCACAAUCACUUCUUAACGCAAUCAAUGUUCUAUGCGGUAUAGGACUCCUUUCAACUCCUUAUGCACUCAAAGAAGGAGGGUGGUGGGGCCUCAUAAUUCUAUUUAUCCUCUGUAUCAUCACAUGCUAUACUGGAAUUUUGAUGAAGAGGUGUUUAGAAAGCUCUCCUCACCUCCAAACUUACCCGGAUAUUGGACAGGCUGCUUUUGGGAUCCCUGGUCGUGUAUGCUUAGCUAUAAUCUUAUACAUAGAGUUAUAUUCAACUUGCGUGGAGUACUUAAUUAUGAUGAGUGAUAAUCUUUCAGCAUUGUUCCCAAAUGCCCAAAUGAAUUUCUCUGGGAUUCAUCUUGAUUCUUAUCAACUCUGCACGAUCAUAUCGACUCUUUUCAUUCUUCCAACUGUUUGGCUUCGAAACCUUAGCUUGCUAUCAUAUGUUUCAGUUGGAGGAGUGCUUACAGCUGUGCUGGUGUCACUUUGCUUAUUAUGGGUUGGGGUGGUUGACCAAGUCGGGUUUCAUCCAAAUGGGACACCUUUUGAAUUUGCAAAGCUUCCUGUCGUAAUUGGUCUUUUUGGCUUCUGCUUUGGAAGCCAUUCAGUUUUUCCAAAUAUCUAUUCUUCCAUGAAGGAACCAUCACAGUUUCCCUCUGUUCUAAUAGCCAGCUUUUUAGCAUCUGGUUUUCUGUAUGCUGGGGUUGGAAUAUGUGGCUUUCUGAUGUUUGGUGACUCGACUAAAUCUCAGUUUACCUUAAACAUGCCCACAAAUUUUGUUGCUACCAAAGUCGCAGGAUGGACCACGGUUGCUUCUCCUGUCACAAAGUAUGCCUUGACAAUUACCCCUGUGGCAUUCAGUCUGGAGGAACUCUUGCCUUCACCUUGGUUUAGAUCUUAUGGAAUGUCAAUACUCAUCAGAACAACUUUAGUGCUCUCAACUUCAGUUGUGGCAUUGACAUUUCCAUACUUUGGAUCCGUGAUGGCUCUCAUUGGAUCUUUCCUUGUUAUGCUUGUAGCUCUAAUUUUCCCUUGUGCAUGCUAUCUCAGCAUUUGCCGUGACAGAUUAACAAAGUUACAGAUUUCGGUUUGCAUUUUUAUAAUCAUUGCAGGAAUUACAUGUGCUAUUGUUGGCACAUAUUCAGCAGUUACAGGUAUAGCUGAUCAGAGGGUAUGAUGACAUCAUGACAGUUAAAGGGCAACCCCGACUCUACUUCUUCACAUAUCUCUUUUUGUACCCAUGCAAGCUUGUGAAAACUCCAUUUCAUACCAAACAACUGAUACAAGCCGUCGAGAAGAUAUAAUCAUCAAAACCUCAGAGGGAAGACUGGCUGGAAAGGGUUUUUUUGUUUUUUUUGUUUUAUGCUUUUGAGCAGAAACAGAAGUUUAUAUUAGAUUAAAGAAAGAGUACAGGAAGUAUUCCGUAUAUUACAUGUUGAUAAUGGAGGCCUUUAAUGGCAAACCUUUUGGCUAAGAUUCAUUCCAUUUUAUUGGAAUAUUUGUAAAUUCUUUUUGAAGAAGGUGAUAAGCAUAUCAGAGUUAUUAUUGAUGCACA